This is a messenger RNA of Clonostachys rhizophaga, 345 nucleotides long. The record is from the annotation of a GenBank genome assembly. Lineage: Eukaryota; Fungi; Ascomycota; Sordariomycetes; Hypocreales; Bionectriaceae.
AUGCAGUUCCGUACCAUCUUGGCUUUGGCUCUUGCCCUAGGCACUUCCGCGGCACCUUUGGGUUCAGUCCAGAAGAGGGGAAGUCCAGUUCCUCCUCUCGUGGAUGCUGGAAUCGAGAAGAGAGCAAGCCCACUCCCUCCUCUCGUGGAUGCUGGUAUUGAGAAGAGAGCAAGUCCAGUGCCUCCCCUAGUCGACGCUGGAAUCGAGAAGCGUGCAAGCCCUGUGCCUCCUCUUGUUGAUGCUGGUAUUGAGAAGCGCGCAAGCCCUGUUCCCCCUUUGGUUGAUGCCGGAAUCGAGAAGCGUGGCAGUCCUGUGCCCCCUCUUGUUGACGCUGGCAUCCAGUAG